CUGGUAGCGUAGCCAAUCAAAAUGCAGGAUUUGCAUUAGUCCACUAGUUGGGUGAUACUAAUAUAAUUUACGAAUACGAAGGGUUUCGCGCGCGGCGUCGUACCCAAGCCUCGAGCUGUUUUGGCAUUGAAGACUGGGGAUGAGUGUUUAUCCCGCCAAAACAAAAUGGCGGCUGUCUUUUGGUGCUUGACUCGUUCGAUCUUGCUUGAACAUAGGAGAAAGCGAAUCGACUAAGUAACCGUAGAUUAGGUUAUUGCAAAUCGUGUAGUACUUCACCAACAAAGGUAACGCAGCUAAACAUAAAAUCUGUUGCAAGCCGAGAUGGAGAGACAACCGGAUCUCGCCGAUCAACUGCGAAACUGGGCCUUGGAUGAAAUGCGAUUUAGACCCCACGGACGACACGUAAAUACGACUCUUCCUACUAACGAGGACUUUAAGAUGUUGUGUCGUGGGGUCAUGGUGGAUGUUUGGAACUAUGUAUUGCAGCAUGUCAGGUCCACAAAAACUGUCCAGAAGAUUCAUGGGAACUUAAAGUUACAAAAGCUAAUCCAGGAAAUGGCGGCUCAUCCAGGUGACAAACCAAGUGAUGAAGAAAGAGAAAGCAUCAAAGAAAAACACUCUAAGUUAACAAAAGAACUUUUAGAAGUCAAAAGCAAAGUUCAUCAUCUUGAAAAAGAAAUCAAAGCUGUGCAGAAGGAAAUUCUUGAAGCAGAGGAAACUUACUCUGAAGGUGGUCGACAAAUAUCUGAUCUCGCCAAAAGAACUACUUUGCUGAGUGCUCAUUCCAAGCAAUGCAAGCAGUUAGCAGAAUUGUACAGAAGCUUGGCUAAACAGAUCAAUGACAAGAUAACAAUUUGUAGGGAUGUUGCAAGAAAGAAAUCCAUGGAUCCAACAUAUUACACAUCACAAGGAAUCAUUGCUGGAAGCUCACAGGCAUUUACUACUGUUGAAGGACGAUCAACUCCUACUGGGUUGGAAUCAGCUUGUACUAGAUCAGUUAGGGAAUCGUGUGAAAGAAUUGGUUCCUUUUUGUAUGACGUGUGCAAGGCAGAGGAAGAAACUGGAAGAAUUGAUGACAGCAGUCAGAGAAAGGUUAAAGAUCAGUUGUGGACUGGAGUAGAGAAUAUCUUGUCUCAGCACCUGGCAGAUGACGUCCUCACCUCAUUGUCUCGAAUAGCACAGGACUCCGCCGUCAGCCUGCGGGAAUUGUCUGCCAGAAUUGACCUGAAGAAAGAUGCCAGAGAACUCAAGUUUAAAUAUGAAAACUCUGGCAAACUAACUGACACAUCAUCCCCACCUUCCUUACUGCAAAGUGUUCACCAGUUAAUAGAGGUGAGUCGUAAUCUUUUGUAUUAUCUGGGCCAGACUCUUGACUCUCUUAAGUGGUCACAGUCGCUUACGAGAGGUGGUCGCUUUCAAGAGGUUCCAAAUACAGUGAUUCGACUUGGAAACGUUUGGUAUUUUGGAAAACUGAGUUCCCUUGACAACAUAACCUUUUCUGCUAGACAAAAGCUAAUCCAGGAAAUGGCGGCUCAUCCAGGUGACAAACCAAGUGAUGAAGAAAGAGAAAGCAUCAAAGAAAAACACUCUAAGUUAACAAAAGAACUUUUAGAAGUCAAAAGCAAAGUUCAUCAUCUUGAAAAAGAAAUCAAAGCUGUGCAGAAGGAAAUUCUUGAAGCAGAGGAAACUUACUCUGAAGGUGGUCGACAAAUAUCUGAUCUCGCCAAAAGAACUACUUUGCUGAGUGCUCAUUCCAAGCAAUGCAAGCAGUUAGCAGAAUUGUACAGAAGCUUGGCUAAACAGAUCAAUGACAAGAUAACAAUUUGUAGGGAUGUUGCAAGAAAGAAAUCCAUGGAUCCAACAUAUUACACAUCACAAGGAAUCAUUGCUGGAAGCUCACAGGCAUUUACUACUGUUGAAGGACGAUCAACUCCUACUGGGUUGGAAUCAGCUUGUACUAGAUCAGUUAGGGAAUCGUGUGAAAGAAUUGGUUCCUUUUUGUAUGACGUGUGCAAGGCAGAGGAAGAAACUGGAAGAAUUGAUGACAGCAGUCAGAGAAAGGUUAAAGAUCAGUUGUGGACUGGAGUAGAGAAUAUCUUGUCUCAGCACCUGGCAGAUGACGUCCUCACCUCAUUGUCUCGAAUAGCACAGGACUCCGCCGUCAGCCUGCGGGAAUUGUCUGCCAGAAUUGACCUGAAGAAAGAUGCCAGAGAACUCAAGUUUAAAUAUGAAAACUCUGGCAAACUAACUGACACAUCAUCCCCACCUUCCUUACUGCAAAGUGUUCACCAGUUAAUAGAGGUGAGUCGUAAUCUUUUGUAUUAUCUGGGCCAGACUCUUGACUCUCUUAAGUGGUCACAGUCGCUUACGAGAGGUGGUCGCUUUCAAGAGGUUCCAAAUACAGUGAUUCGACUUGGAAACGUUUGGUAUUUUGGAAAACUGAGUUCCCUUGACAACAUAACCUUUUCUGCUAGACAAAAGCUAAUCCAGGAAAUGGCGGCUCAUCCAGGUGACAAACCAAGUGAUGAAGAAAGAGAAAGCAUCAAAGAAAAACACUCUAAGUUAACAAAAGAACUUUUAGAAGUCAAAAGCAAAGUUCAUCAUCUUGAAAAAGAAAUCAAAGCUGUGCAGAAGGAAAUUCUUGAAGCAGAGGAAACUUACUCUGAAGGUGGUCGACAAAUAUCUGAUCUCGCCAAAAGAACUACUUUGCUGAGUGCUCAUUCCAAGCAAUGCAAGCAGUUAGCAGAAUUGUACAGAAGCUUGGCUAAACAGAUCAAUGACAAGAUAACAAUUUGUAGGGAUGUUGCAAGAAAGAAAUCCAUGGAUCCAACAUAUUACACAUCACAAGGAAUCAUUGCUGGAAGCUCACAGGCAUUUACUACUGUUGAAGGACGAUCAACUCCUACUGGGUUGGAAUCAGCUUGUACUAGAUCAGUUAGGGAAUCGUGUGAAAGAAUUGGUUCCUUUUUGUAUGACGUGUGCAAGGCAGAGGAAGAAACUGGAAGAAUUGAUGACAGCAGUCAGAGAAAGGUUAAAGAUCAGUUGUGGACUGGAGUAGAGAAUAUCUUGUCUCAGCACCUGGCAGAUGACGUCCUCACCUCAUUGUCUCGAAUAGCACAGGACUCCGCCGUCAGCCUGCGGGAAUUGUCUGCCAGAAUUGACCUGAAGAAAGAUGCCAGAGAACUCAAGUUUAAAUAUGAAAACUCUGGCAAACUAACUGACACAUCAUCCCCACCUUCCCUACUGCAAAGUGUCCACCAGUUAAUAGAGGAGGGUCAAGCUGCUCAUUUUCAAAGGUUUAUUGAGUCAGAAAAAGGUCUCAAUGAAGCCUGGAGGUCACGGCAAAGACUGCAAACACUACAGCAACAAUUGGAGGCUAAUCUAGUGUCAAGUCAUCAAGACUCUCCUGGAAAUAUUGAGUUGGCAAGAGUUUUACUUCAUAAUGAACUGGAACUGACAGCAUCCAAGGCAUCACUGGAGUGCAUGAAAGCAGAAAUGGCUGAGCUGACCAAAUCCAGGAACGAAAGACAAAGAGCAAAGGAAUUGCUGCUCAUGAAACACAAGAAGAUUGAAGAUUUUGAGAAACUUGCUCAAACCAAACAAUCCCUCAUUCAAGCUCUUGUCAAGCAGAAUUCCAAUGCCAGAGCAAGAGUUGAGAAACAGAAACACGAGCUCUUACAGUACAUACAGCAGAGGAUCUGCUCGCAUGAGGUUCAGGUGGUUGCCAUGGCUAAACAGUUACAGAACAGUAUCGCACAGGAGGUGGAUAAGUUUGCUGCACUACCCCUGGAUCAAUUCCAAUACUCAGGUGUAGACAGUACAAGAAGAGUUCCAGUCAGCGAGUUAUCAAUCAAUCGUUUAGAAAAUCUCUCAACAAGUCCAGGGGGCGGUACAAUAAGAGCUGUGUUAGAUGGUCUGGACUUCCCAGCCUACAAGGCUCCUGAAGACUUGCUGUCGACGACCAUGAAGUUGAAAGAGAAAGUUGACGACACAAGAUCCCUCGUACGGUCACGUGAUGGUGCAGUUUGUGAGGUGGAUGGUGACAGAUCGUGCGAGAGAAUGGUCGCGCAUUUGAAUGGUUUGAGACGGGAGGUCACUGAGCAGGACCGCGCACAACUCGAUUACAUCAUGCCGCUGGUACAGAACGGGCUCAAUAAAACCACCAAAGCUUUGUCAGAUUGCAUUUCUGUCAAGGAUAUCGUGAGCUCAUGGUGGGAGCAACCCGCACAGUUCGUUACACCCUGGGUCAAGUUGGAUGACAUGAACAUGAGACAGUGGACAGACCAGUGGACACUGUCCGCUACUCGCUUGAGGCAGUUACAGAUGAGCCAAAAGAGGUAUGGUAGUUAUCUUAGAAGCCUAAAACACCAUUUCCCCUCUCCAGCUGUCUCAGAAUACGAAGGAAAAGAAGACGAAGCAUCCAAGGCAUCACUGGAGUGCAUGAAAGCAGAAAUGGCUGAGCUGACCAAAUCCAGGAACGAAAGACAAAGAGCAAAGGAAUUGCUGCUCAUGAAACACAAGAAGAUUGAAGAUUUUGAGAAACUUGCUUUUGUCUUGUUUCAGCAAACCAAGCAAUCCCUCAUUCAAGCUCUUGUCAAGCAGAAUUCCAAUGCCAGAGCAAGGGUUGAGAAACAGAAACACGAGCUCUUACAGUACAUACAGCAGAGGAUCUGCUCGCAUGAGGUUCAGGUGGUUGCCAUGGCUAAACAGUUACAGAACAGUAUCGCACAGGAGGUGGAUAAGUUUGCUGCACUACCCCUGGAUCAAUUCCAAUACUCAGGUGUAGACAGUACAAGAAGAGUUCCAGUCAGCGAGUUAUCAAUCAAUCGUUUAGAAAAUCUCUCAACAAGUCCAGGGGGCGGUACAAUAAGAGCUGUGUUAGAUGGUCUGGACUUCCCAGCCUACAAGGCUCCUGAAGACUUGCUGUCGACGACCAUGAAGUUGAAAGAGAAAGUUGACGACACAAGAUCCCUCGUACGGUCACGUGAUGGUGCAGUUUGUGAGGUGGAUGGUGACAGAUCGUGCGAGAGAAUGGUCGCGCAUUUGAAUGGUUUGAGACGGGAGGUCACUGAGCAGGACCGCGCACAACUCGAUUACAUCAUGCCGCUGGUACAGAACGGGCUCAAUAAAACCACCAAAGCUUUGUCAGAUUGCAUUUCUGUCAAGGAUAUCGUGAGCUCAUGGUGGGAGCAACCCGCACAGUUCGUUACACCCUGGGUCAAGUUGGAUGACAUGAACAUGAGACAGUGGACAGACCAGUGGACACUGUCCGCUACUCGCUUGAGGCAGUUACAGAUGAGCCACUGACACACAGACACUGAUACUGGUCACAUCCCCAACUAGAGACAAUUAUGAUGAAUUAGAGCACAGAGACACUCACUGAGACAGUGCAGGCCUUGUGUCAUUUAUAAUUAAGUGAAAGAGUUGCGGAUGAGUUACGUACACAUAGACACUCGCGUGGGACAGAGGACCCCGUUAGUCACUAGCGUAAGACAGUUGCAGAUGAACUGCCUCGCAGAAAAACUCGCAUGAGACAGUAGAAUUUGUCUGCGACUCAUUUGAGACAGCGAUGGAUUGGUCACUGGCACACAGACACUCGCAUGAGAGUGCGGGCACUUUUCAAUAACCGCUCGAGACGGUUACGUUUAAACCAAAGACACAGCGGUCCCUUCUCCCCCAUUUAAAAUUCAGACGAUUCCCGCGCGCUCCCCCCUCCCUUCUGUUUUUCCCAGAAAGUCUAAAUAAUGUGAAGAACGCUUCAUUUUCCUCUUCAGUCUACAGACGCUCUACAUUAAUAUGCAAACUGUUAGUGGCACAAACUGUUCUACUAAAAGCCCCUAUGAAUAGACUGUCAAUGUACAGCUUAGUCGUGCGCGGCGCGUAAGCGGAAAGCGAGAGGCAUUCUCAGCAGUGGACAAACUCUCGAGUCCGUCGGGGAUAGCAUCUUUUAACGACUCGCGCGGCCUCCACUCGCGAGCCAACCUGUACGCACGCAACUUAAAUUGCACGUAGGGAGAAUCAUUUGUAACUAACUCGAGCAUCCUAAAAGAGAUUUGGGUGGAAAUAGUGUCUGUGUAACUACAAUUAUAAUUUUCAUUUAGAAAAGAGGUAUGGUAGUUAUCUUAGAAGCCUAAAACACCAUUUCCCCUCUCCAGCUGUCUCAGAAUACGAAGGAAAAGAAGACGAAGGUAGCUUUAUUUUAUAACAAUGGGGUGCAAGUAGUCGAACAUGACACGCUCCCGUCUGUCCUAACACCUUUAGGCAUUUACGACUAUUUACCUUCCAUGGAAUGCAUUUUCAGGAAGGUACGUGAUACUCGUAGUUUGUUGUUUGUGUGAAAGAGAAACUAAUGCUUUAUCCGCUUGGCAAUCGGAAAAUACCGUCAUUGGCUGAAGUGGCCAUAAAAUCGAAGCUGAUACGAGUGACAUUUCAAAACAGAACAUUCUACUGAUUUCCGAUCCUAAAGUGCCUUUCUAGACGACACCGGAAGUCGUGUCUGCUGAAGCUCUUAUCUUUCUAUCAUUUCUGUCAUCGUGAGUGAGGUGAUAAAUCAUCCGUACAAUGCCAGUCUGGACCACACUUAACAAAUGUUUUUCCCAAGCAUAAAUCACUGAUCCAAUUGAGGUCUUCGCAUCUGAAGCGUUUGAAAUUAUGUUUCAAAGUACGGAAAUGUUUACACGAGAGUCGGAUGUUAUUUUCGAUCUCCGUAGGACUCCUUACUUCCGAAAUAUGACAUGGCAAAUAGAUGUCUUGGUGUAAAGGUCCUUGCCUUGCUUUCGUUCGCAGCCUCUCUUGAAGGCUGGGGCGUUCUAGUCUGCCUGCCAGACGUUCAAAGGGAAAGGGGAGGGAAAAGCCCUGAGGGGGAUGUAGGGGAACAGGGUUUCCCUCCCUCUCCCACCGAUCGCGUUUUGAACAGUUUCGCCUUUGCAUUGAAAAGUUAACUUUGAAAAGGGCUAUUAUUCCCGGCCUGCGUUUAUUGCACACGAUCUUUUACGCCCCCUGUCACUCUUGGCAACAUCUCCCCGUCUUAGCGGUCUUGCCGCUGGUCGAGGGGACGCGGGCACUGGGUACAGCAUUGACAACAGACCCUGUCGACGACACGGCGGCCAUUUUGAAUUCUGUUAUUUCAAAUAGCUAGCUACGAUGGGAUGCUUACGGGGCAAAUACA
Molecule: messenger RNA, 7168 nt
Organism: Orbicella faveolata
Lineage: Eukaryota; Metazoa; Cnidaria; Anthozoa; Scleractinia; Merulinidae
Product: HAUS augmin-like complex subunit 5
Biological process (GO): spindle assembly; centrosome cycle
Cellular component (GO): HAUS complex; centrosome
Source: RefSeq, a predicted model, not a curated record